AAUUGGGACGGCAUUAUGCUGUUGACAGCCGUGCGAGCUUAAAGCAACAAUAUACACUCAGCUAGUGAGAACAGACCAAACACAUUCCAAGCAACAACAUGGGUAGCUGCUGCUCUAAGGAUUUGGACGAUAAGCGUUCCUGGAGUCCCGAGGAAACUAAAAAUGGCAGCACCACCUCGACGAUUAUAGCACAGCCCAUAGAUAAUGUGGGUAAUACGGGUGUUUUCACCUUAACGCGCACCACAACGACAACAACAACAACAGCCAAAACGACAACAACAACCAAAGACGAUGCGGAUGCCAUUUAAUUAAAUUCAUUUUUUAUAUAGCAACUACGAUAAAUAUUUUACCUACUCAACU
This is a messenger RNA of Drosophila busckii, 360 nucleotides long. RefSeq lists its product as uncharacterized. The coding region runs from base 99 to 308 and encodes 69 amino acids. The record is from RefSeq and is a predicted model, not a curated record. The transcript has 2 exons. NCBI's taxonomy places the organism in Eukaryota, Metazoa, Arthropoda, Insecta, Diptera, Drosophilidae.